Molecule: messenger RNA, 2364 nt
Organism: Paramuricea clavata
Lineage: Eukaryota; Metazoa; Cnidaria; Anthozoa; Malacalcyonacea; Plexauridae
Source: the annotation of a GenBank genome assembly
AUGGAGAAUUGUGUAAUUUGCAGUAGCGAGAGUGAUGAGAAUUUGGCACAGUGUAAAGAUGCAGAGUCUUGGGCGAGAUUGUAUUGUGCUGCAGAAAUUAGGCAAUUCACGCCAAUUCUAGAUUUGUCGCAUGGUAAACACGAUUUCCCUCGAUCAACUGUGAAGUAUCAUGUUACUUGUAGAAAAGGGUUUGUAAACCAGAAAAAUCUUCAAUCUCUAUCGAAGAAAACCGCGGAGAGUAGCAAAACAGGACAAGACCAGCCCCAAGUUAGAAGGGGUAGUCGCGAUGUGGAUAGAUCGGCCAUAAAUUCAGCAGUGCUUCCCCAGACGUGCAUAUUUUGUGAGAAACCAAAAUACAAACCGGGAACAAAAACACGAGAGAAAUUGCACGGCGUCCAAGAGUUUAGAGCAGAUGACACGGUUAGAAAAAGCGCGUCGUUGCACCUUAGUAGACACACUAAUAUGAGUGCCAUUGCUGCAAAUAUUUCUGGUAUUUGCGCCAAGGAUUUGAUAAGUAGUGAAGCGAAAUAUCAUUCUUCAUGCUACAAAGCUUUUGUUCACAUUAUGUACGAGACUGAUGAAGCCGUCAAUAAUCCCACUGAAGCUAUGGGGAAUAAUAAUGGUGAGGUGUAUGAAGCUGUCUACUCCUUCUGUGAAGCCUUAAUAUCAAACCCAAGAGUCGUAGAAUUUAAAGAAGUUAGGAAUGUCCUAUCAGACGAGGCAGAUAAAUUGGGUGUGGUAGUAACACAGUCUCAAUAUAAAAACCUCUUGCGUCUGAUAUCUAAUAAAUUCGAACAGCUAGUAUUUCUUAAUUACCAACAAAAUAAAGUUCUGAUGUAUCCCUCCACCUUAAAAUUAGAGACAGUCGUAGUCGAAAACUUUGAGCUUAAAAGUGACGUUGCAAAUCAAACAUCCUUGGAUGAAAAUUCAAAAACAGUAAUCAACGCAGCGAAAAUUCUCAACGAGAAAAUAAAAUACCAUCCCCGUGCAAUGGCGUGGCCCCCCGAAGAAAAAGAUCUAGGUAUUGAUAAGGUAGCCGACUGUGUUCCUGAAUUGUUAGAUACCUUUUGUACCAUCCUUUUGUCUGGCCAGUUAUUGGACAGGGACAAAAGCAGGUCUGACCGCAUUGUGCGCCUAAAGAACUCAUUAGCACAGGACAUUGUCUACUCCGUAUCUAACGGAGCAAUUAAGACGCCUAAAAGUGUACUUUUUCCAUCUGUGGUAAAAGCCUUGUGUAAUAAUACAGAAGUUGUUAAACUUAUUAAUAGAUGUGGCCAUGGAAUCGGUUAUAAUCUUGUUGAAGAAAUCGAGACGGAAUUUGCGCUUAAAGCAAUUAACGAACAAACGUUAAAUCGUGUUCUUAUCCCAGAUGAAUGCAAACAGUUCAACAACCUACCCGUCGCACUCAUGGUAGCGGACAACAUUGAUAACUUGGAAUGUACGAUGAGUGGAGCCGGCACCUCCCACCGGGUGAAUUCCAUUCUUGUUAUGAAACGACAGCCUCAAGAGACAUUUGAGGAGAACCUAGAGGGCGACGGUGAACAAUACCACCCCCCGGUGAAACGGAAAUGCAAACGAUCUUUAUCAGCAGAUGUAAUUACCAGAGAGAUUCCGGAUUACUAUGGAGGUAGGCGGGUCGGCCCAGGAGUCCUGUCACACAUACAACACCUCGGUAUUACCUCAUCCUACGAGAAAAUGUCAAGGAAACUGCACAUUCACUAUCUCGUGUGGAUCGAACUGAGGAAGCUGAAGACUCAUCCGUUGCUGCUUGUUCCCAGCUGGACCGGAUUCUUCAUAAAGAUUCGCGACAAAGUCGCUGUCAUUCAAAGCACAAUCGGAUACCUCGACACACUGGACUCGCCAGCCACAGAUCUUAAGACGGCGUAUGAGGUACUCUGCCGCGGACGUGAAAUCAAAAACAAGCUUCAGCUGAAUGCAGUAGCUUGCGUAUUUGAUCAGGCGUUCUAUGCGAAAGCCAUGGAAGUGCUUUGGAAGCAGAAAGAGCAAUUUGAAGGUUUAUUUGUAAUGAUGGGUGGGUUUCAUCUGUUGAUGACACUACUGGCAAUCAUCGGCAACCGUUUUGGCGACGCUGGCCUCAGAGAUGUAGCUGUGCACAGUGAGGUGAUAGCUGAAGGCUCAAUUGACAGCGUUCUAAACGGCAAGCAUUAUAACAGAGGCGUUAGACUACACAAGAUUAUGUAUGAGGCGAUGACCAAGCUACUUUUAGACAACUUUGAAGAUUGCUUGCAUGAGGAUUCGUUGGAAUUGCUAAGUGACCAUAAAAGGCAGUUGGAUCAGCUCAAGCUCAAUCUUUGUCAAGAAGAAAUCGAGCAGGUCCUGGAGAGCGAUCUGCUACAGCAAUAG